AAAUUAUCGAAUGUCCUUCUGUUAGUUUUGUUGUCGAAUGGACUGGUUGUGGCGUUUUUCUAUCAUUUUAAUCUAAUAAAAAUCACUACAUUUCAAAUUGUUAGAAAAAUGAGUAGUAGAAAACGAGAUUUCACUUUAAAUGUGUUUAUCAGGUGGUUCGAAUGCGGUGAAAAGGGAGAGAUCUCGAUCUCGUUCACCGAGAAGAAUCAAAGAAGAACAUGAAGACGAUAAAACUUCCAUUAAGGAGGAACCUAAAACAGACUCUAAAAAACAUUUUGAAAAUAUUAGCUUAGCCCCUAAGAAUAGAUUAAAAAGUAUGACUAUACAGAUGAAAUUAGGAGACGUAAAGAAAGAACCUCUUGCUAAGCCUAAAAUGAGCGUAGCCAAUGUUUUUAAUCAAGACAGUGACAGUGAACCUGAAGAAAUGCCGCCACAUGCUCGUAUGAGAAUGAGAAAUAUAGGGAGAGACACUCCCACUUCUUCAGGUCCCAAUUCAUUCGGGAAAACAAAACAGGGAUUUUCUGAUGCCAAUAAGCUAUUUGAAAAAACUCUAAAAGAAGCUAUGGAGAGUGCAAGGGCAGAUGAUUAACACAUUAAAUUGAAUUAAAUUGUCUCAUAUUUUGAUCUAGAUUGAAUUUUUCCCAGAGUAAGCAAAUUAGGAUCGUUGAAUGUUGCUAUGAGGUUUAAAUUAUGCUUUUCAUAAAGAAUAAAGUGUUAUUAAAUUUUUUUUUCAUACACUUAUAUAUAUAUAUAUAUAUAUAUAUAUAUAUAUAUAUAUAUAUAUAUAUAUAUAUAUAUAUAUAUAUUUAAUAUGUUUAUAUAAGAACGGGACUGAUUUUUUUUAUUAUUUAUUCAAAUAAUAAUUAAUGUACAAAGAAUUUUACAACACAAAUUAAAUUUAGGUGGUUGUUUAUCUAUACAUAUAAAUAUAUACUAAUCCUAAAACUCUAUUUCAUUGUAAUCUCGACAUAGAAUAUUUGAUAAGCAGCUGCGGCGGCAGCAGUAGUUCAAACGUAUCCUUAGUACAACAAUUGAAAUUGAAACAAUUAUGAUUUUUAUGCUCUUACUUAUAUAGGGUAUCUAGUAUUGCAUUACGACAUUCUAAAAUGUAUUUCGCAUAUCUAUAUACAGGGGAUGUACCAAAUGAUCAAAUAAAAACUCUCUUUCAAGUUGUUGGAAUUUUUUAUUAAAUAUUUUUUAUUACAACUUCACAUUUUUUUAUAAAAUUGUAAAUAUUAUAAAUUUCGCAACGAGAUUGAGGCAAUAAAGCGUUAUAUUUUGUGAAUAAAAUUGAUAAGAUUCAAUAAAAUAGGCAAAUCAUAUUAACAUUCAAGUUUGCAUAGAAUUCAGCUUUUUCCUCAUAAUUCAAGUGCGAAAGCGAAAAAAUGGAAAAUUCUAAAACGAAAGUUUGUUAGUGUUUGAAGUGAUUAUUUGUGUUAGUGUAGGGACAGAUGGUAAUCAGGAAAGUGUAUUGAAAAGAAUUAGUUUUGCAUUAAAUCUAGAAGAAAUUUGUCAACGUUUUUCUGAAAUUAAAAAAAAUUAUCCCGUAGUUUUUUAUCACAGCAUUUAUAUCAUAUCUUUUAUCAGAAAGUUGACGAAAAUGGAAGAUUAAUGAUAAAAAGAUGAGAAGAAAUUUAAAGAAUAAAGAGAAAAAAAUUAAUGUGUCCAAGUGUCUAGAACAAAAUAAUUAAAAAUUUGUUUCCAUUUGGUAAAACGUCCUUUGUAGUUUUCGAAAUGUUUUAUCAAAAUAAACGUGAUUUAGCCAAAAACAUCAAGAAAAUUUUGAAAAAUCCAGGAAUAUACUAUAUUUUUGAAAAUUAUAAUAUAUCGAUGAUAUUAUGUGAAAUAUUGUUUCGACAAUUAAUUCCCUUGUAAAAAUAAAAAUUAUAGUAGAAAAAGAAAAUUAGUAAAAGAUACAGACAUGCAAUUGAAAGCUGAAAAAUUAAUAGAUUUAAAAUAAGUAUGGAAAAUUGAUAGUUCACAUGCAAAUAAGUUGGAAUUAAAAAUAAAUAGAAAUUUUACAGUACAUUUGAGUUUCAACUGUAAACAAUAUAAUUGAAUAAUUUAUGAAAAAUUCUAUGUUGA
Molecule: messenger RNA, 2085 nt
Organism: Diorhabda sublineata
Lineage: Eukaryota; Metazoa; Arthropoda; Insecta; Coleoptera; Chrysomelidae
Product: PEST proteolytic signal-containing nuclear protein-like
Exons: 3
Coding region: 140-589 (149 amino acids)
Biological process (GO): proteasome-mediated ubiquitin-dependent protein catabolic process; protein ubiquitination
Cellular component (GO): nucleus
Source: RefSeq, a predicted model, not a curated record